Molecule: messenger RNA, 1410 nt
Organism: Melanaphis sacchari
Lineage: Eukaryota; Metazoa; Arthropoda; Insecta; Hemiptera; Aphididae
Product: sterile alpha and TIR motif-containing protein 1-like
Exons: 8
Coding region: 181-1275 (364 amino acids)
Biological process (GO): response to axon injury; signal transduction; negative regulation of MyD88-independent toll-like receptor signaling pathway
Cellular component (GO): dendrite
Molecular function (GO): NAD+ nucleosidase activity; signaling adaptor activity; protein binding
Source: RefSeq, a predicted model, not a curated record
UUAGUUAUUAAUGUUUAUUUUUAAUAGUCAGAUUUUAAAUUUGCUUUGCAAUUAACCAUUAUUUUAACUACAACACGUACCUAACUAUCACAUAUCCAUAUUUUUUAGCAAGAUAUAAACAUUUUAAGAAUUAGAAACUACAUAACAAUUAAUCUUCAAGGCGACAGUGGAGCAUUUACAAUGCCUGGAAUAAAUGAUAAGGCAGCCUAUAAAAUCAGUAAUAAAUUGUGCAAUAGACACUGUAAUGAUAACGAUUUGUUAAUUAACAAUUAUGAAUCCAAUAGCGAGGUAACGUCAAAAGCAUCUGAAUCUGAGAAUAUAAAGCAGCUUAGUACGACAACAUCUCAAUCAUGUCAGUUGAUCGACGAAGAAGUUUCUUACAACCUCAAUAAAAAAGUCCCUCAGUGGUCGGUAGAAUACGUCCUUAAAUGGUUCAAGCAAAUUGGGUUUAGCGAUUUUGCCAAUAACUUAUUGGAAAAUCAAGUUGACGGUGAUCUAUUAUUACGAUUAACUGAAGAUGAAUUAAAAUACGAUAUUGGAAUACACAACGGUAUAAUGAAAAAAAGAAUUAUGAGGGAAUUGUACAAUUUAAAAAAAUCAGCCGAUUACAGUGAUGUUGAUCCAACAGGCUUAAACUCGGUCCUAAAAUCAAUUAAUUCGGAAUAUUCUGUGUACACGUAUCCGAUGUUUAAUGCUGGAAUCGACAAGGAUUCUAUGAAGUUGUUAACUGAUGACCAACUCAAAAAUGUUUGCGGAAUUUCAAAUGAUAUUCACCGAAGUUAUAUAAUAGCCUCAAUCCGAAAAAUGCCGGUCUACAUAGAAAAUAUGGAUAAACCUUACGAUGCCUUUAUCAGUUACAGACGAUCUGAUAGCUCUGUGCUGGCUAGUUUACUUAAAGUAUACUUGAAAAUUCGAGGUUACAAUGUGUUCAUUGACGUGAAACGAUCAAAUGAUAUCAAAUAUCGUAAUAACGUUUUACAGACCAUUAAACAGUCAAAAAACUUUAUUAUUGUGUUGACUCAAGAUUCAUUUGACAAACAAUUUUUGGCUUCGUCAAAAGAAGAUAUCGAAUCUUUAGAUAUAAUUAAUAAGGAAGUCAUAACCGCGAAACAAAGCCAAUGCAAUAUAAUACCAGUAUUGAACAAUUUCUCUUGGUCUUCAUUUGUAAGGAUACCAGACGACUUGAAAAACUUGGAAAUGUACAACUCGAUAAAUUGGGUGCACGAAUAUCAGGACGCAUGCGUUAAUAAGUUGGUGAAGUUUAUGAUCAAAUGAUAGUAGCUCAAACCCUUUUCUCUUGUUAUUUAAAUCUAAACUGUAUUUAAAACAUACUAAUAUUUAUAACAACACUUAAAUGAAUUUGAAUUUAUAUAAUUUUAUUAUGACAGUUUACUAGUAUUUUACUUGUUA